Messenger RNA from Cannabis sativa, 1251 nucleotides. Its product is annotated as probable CDP-diacylglycerol--inositol 3-phosphatidyltransferase 2. Gene Ontology annotation, biological process: phosphatidylinositol biosynthetic process. Bases 218 to 901 code for a protein of 227 amino acids. The record is from RefSeq and is a predicted model, not a curated record. Gene Ontology annotation, molecular function: CDP-diacylglycerol-inositol 3-phosphatidyltransferase activity. Gene Ontology annotation, cellular component: membrane; Golgi apparatus. The transcript has 11 exons. Lineage: Eukaryota; Viridiplantae; Streptophyta; Magnoliopsida; Rosales; Cannabaceae.
AAAAAACUCUAUUGCUUAAGAAUAUGAAUUGGUAUAGUUUUGGGGUGAUAUUGAGAAUAUGAAAAAUGAUGGGUGAAGACAUUUCAAAUCUGCAAAAGUUAAGCUCUGAAGAAAAGAAUUAGUCGAAGACGAAGCAACAUCGACAUCUUCGCUUCCCCAUUCCAAUCCAAAACUCUCUUCUGCCCUUCAAGUUUUAAGCUAACUGUGGUGGGUUUCAAUGGCCGGGAAAGCUGCUCCUAGACCAACUAUGCUAUCUGUUUACCUUUAUAUUCCUAAUAUCAUUGGUUACAUAAGGAUUCUAAUGAACUGUUUUGCUUUUGCACAAUGCUUCUCCAACAAAAAGCUGUUCUCUGUUCUCUACUUUUUUAGCUUUGUAUGUGAUGGCAUAGAUGGUUGGUGUGCUCGUAAAUUCAACCAAGUUUCUACAUUUGGAGCUGUUUUAGACAUGAUAACAGACAGGAUUAGCACUGCUUGUCUAUUGGUUAUACUUUCCCAAGUGUACCGGCCUGGCCUAGUUUUCCUCUCAUUGCUUGCCUUAGAUAUUUCUAGCCACUGGUUGCAGAUGUACAGUACUUUCUUGUCGGGCAAAGUUAGUCAUAAAGAUGUAAAAGACAGCACUAGUUGGCUUUUCAGGUUAUAUUAUGGAAACCGAAUGUUUAUGGCUUACUGUUGUGUGGCAUGUGAGGUUCUUUAUAUACUGUUGUUUCUACUUGCAAAGAACCAGACUGAGAAUUUAAUGGAUGUUUUAUUAAGUUCGGUUAAACAGAAUCCACUGCUUUGUAUUCUAGUUAUCUUAAGUUUAUUUGGCUGGGCAGUCAAGCAAGCUGUUAAUGUUAUACAGUUGAAGACAGCAGCAGAUGUAUGCGUGCUUUUCGACGUCGAGAAAAAGCAGAAGCCUUAAACACUUUAAAAUUUCUUAUACAAUCCAAGUGACAUCCCAUGUUCAUACUCAGUUGUUUACAUGUUCAGCUGUUCCCACUCAAAUAUCCAUCUUAACAUAGCCAGGUGGUUUUUGAUAUUACCAAUUGAUUGAUUGUAACAGAGGAAGGGGAAGAGGAAAAAAAAGGGAUUAUAAAUACUUUUAUGACAUGUUCUGUCUCUAUUGGAUUUUCUUCUAAAUUCCCCCCUUUUUGGGGAGUGUAUAUUGUGAAUUCAAUUAGCCUUGUUUGCCUAAUUGGGAUUUGUACAUUGGUUAUAUUUGUGACAUUUUACACCAGAAUUUUGCAGUAAUUAUAUUUUUUAGUUAUAGUA